AUGGAUCCGCCUCAUACACCGACUCCUGCACAUGGAGUUUCUCAAUCUCCACAGUCGCGCUCUUCUUCCCCUGGUGCAAGGAAGUGCCCCCAGCCAAACGACUACCCACUUCCUACUGAUAGCAGAUCCGGGAAUGGUCCAAUGGGCGGCACGGGCCAAGACCAUCUUUCGGCCACGUCCACCGGGGCCCGCCUACAGACCCCCGCGCCCGAUAGCGGUGCUGGCAAAUCCAAGUCCAAUAAGCGCAAGAACCGCAGACGCAGACCCAAAAAUCGCAAGCAAUCCUUCCUCACAUCUGCCCCGGAAACGUCGCAUGACCGGCCUGGAACCUCACCGGCAGCUGAUGGUGCUAGAGAGCUGAUGGAAGGCGAUCGGCCAACCUCGAAGGAUGGUCAGUCAUUUUUCAAAUUGGGUAGGAAUUUAAGCAAUACCAGCUUGGAGAGCGAGGCAUUAUUGGAUCACAGAGACCAACCUAUGAUGCGCCCCCGUCGCGACAGUCGCCAAACUUCGAAUUUCCGUCCCAGCUCUCUAAUAUCCGGUGCUUUGCAGUCUGGCGAUCUACGAUCUCGACUCAGCCCUGGAGGAGGACAGUCCCAACAAUACCAGGAGGAAGACAGUGACGGCUUCGAAGCCACAGACCGCACGCCUUUGGUGCGAGCUACACCAGGAGCGACAUCAGGUCGGACUCGCUAUGGAUCAGACAUGCGCACCAGUCCACUUUCCUCUCGCCCACGGAGAACAUCAGGUCAAAAAACAUCAUCGCAAUGCUCGCCGAACCAGAGCACAUCCUAUUUCCCCGACCAAGACCGCGACUUCGAUGUUAACAACCCUCCCUCGAUGCCCGGCACACCAAAGCUAGGGCCGGACAUGAACUAUGAUGAUGCUAUGAUGACCGGUAUUGAGUUCGAUUUUGCGCAGUCUAUGGAAAAUCACAUGGACGCCUUCAAUCGAGUGAAUGAUGCGGUGAUCAAUAUAGACGGCUUGCCACAUCAACACUCCGCGCCUUCGUCCGCUCCUGGUUCCCCUCUAUAUUCCCCUCAUCCGGAAUUCGGCUCACGACGCCACACGGUUGCAAAUCUAGGUCCCCCGGAAGAUGUUUGUUUGCCCCCAGAUGGGUCAGAACUCGGAGAUGAAAGUUUACAUGUGCCGCGGGAUGAGACUGGUGAAAGACGACGACGCAGACACAGACGAUGGCCAGACUUAUCGGUCUUGGAAGAAUGGAGUCGAGAGGAAAAGGAGGAGCGCAGUGGGGAUCUCCGCGUCAAAAAGAUCAGCGAGCCAAUGCUUAUUGAGGGACGAUUGCGGCCCCAAUAUAAGGUAUGGCGCCGUGAAGAGGACGAGGCUCCUUAUCGGUUCACCUACUUCAACGAAGAAUUCCCGAGCACUAUUCACGCACAGACUAUCUCGGAGCUGGUGCAACCAGGGGGUAAUUUCCGGGAACUGUUUAUCCCCGACCCCCCAGAACUGGAGGAUUCCUCGUCCGAGGAAGGAGAUGAUGAAAAUCCCUCUUCCAACGAUUAUACUGCUGCUCAUUCCUUCUAUCCUGGUGGCAGUGGACCCCGCGUAGCUACUUCGCAUGAAGAACUACGUGCUACGAAUGGUGGAACUGGCCCGGGAGUAUCAAACAAUACCAAGGAUGGCUAUAAUGCAACUCCAAAUUCCACAGCUGAGACCAAAGGACAUCAGCCGCGUUUGUCUGUCAUCAGUGAGGGACACCCAGAAUCCAACCGAGGCAUCUCGCCGUCAUAUUCAAACAACGGCGUGAAGCCCAAGCGGUAUGGGCCUCGGCCAACAUUCUGGCUAGAUGUUCUUUCGCCAACUGAUGCGGAAAUGCGAGCCAUUGCAAAAGCAUUUGGUAUUCAUGCCUUGACUGCCGAGGAUAUCAUGAUGCAAGAGGCGCGGGAAAAGGUAGAGCUGUUCCGCAGCUACUACUUUGUGAACUACCGCACCUUUGAACAGGACACCAAUAGCGAAGACUACCUCGAGCCUGUCAAUAUGUACGUGGUUGUCUUCCGCGAGGGAGUAAUUUCCUUCCACUUUUCGCAGACGCCCCAUCCCGCCAAUGUACGGAGGCGUAUUAGGCAGCUCAUGGACUACUUGAUUCUCAGUUCUGACUGGAUCUCCUAUGCGCUGAUCGAUGACAUUACUGAUGUUUUCGGUCCACUUAUUCAAGCCAUCGAAGAUGAAGUCGACGAGAUCGAUGAGAUGAUCAUGCAAAUGCACUCAUCCAGUAAAGAAGGAUCAUCGAAUGACAACGUGCUUCCCUCGUUUGCACCUGGUGAAAUGCUUCGACGGGUGGGCGAGUGCCGCAAGAAGGUGAUGGGACUCUACCGGCUGCUCAGCAACAAGGCCGACGUGGUUAAAGGGUUUGCGAAACGAUGCAACGAGCAGUGGGAAGUGGCACCCAAAUCCGAGAUUGGCCUGUAUUUGGGUGAUAUUCAGGACCACAUCAUGACCAUGACAGGCAACUUGACGCACUAUGAAACGAUACUUUCUCGGGCGCAUUCCAACUAUCUAGCGCAGAUUAACAUCCUAAUGAAUGAGCGCUCGGAGCAGACUGCUGAUGUUUUGGGCAAAUUGACUGUAUUGGGUACCAUUGUUCUCCCCAUGAAUAUCAUCUGUGGUAUGUGGGGUAUGAACGUCAAGGUGCCGGGCCAGGAUAUCGAUAAUCUUUCUUGGUUCUGGUCGAUUACGGCCGGUUUGUCCGUCUUUGCAUUGCUUUCAUUUGUGAUCGCCAAACGAGUCUACAAGAUUGUGUAG
Messenger RNA from Penicillium pulvis, 2760 nucleotides. RefSeq names its product magnesium transporter CorA family protein. Gene Ontology annotation, cellular component: plasma membrane. Gene Ontology annotation, biological process: intracellular magnesium ion homeostasis; magnesium ion transmembrane transport. The record is from RefSeq and is a predicted model, not a curated record. Gene Ontology annotation, molecular function: magnesium ion transmembrane transporter activity. The transcript is spliced from 4 exons. Bases 1 to 2760 code for a protein of 919 amino acids. NCBI's taxonomy places the organism in Eukaryota, Fungi, Ascomycota, Eurotiomycetes, Eurotiales, Aspergillaceae.